Messenger RNA from Diaporthe citri, 366 nucleotides. RefSeq lists its product as uncharacterized. The transcript is spliced from 3 exons. Gene Ontology annotation, biological process: DNA-templated transcription; termination of RNA polymerase I transcription. Bases 1 to 366 code for a protein of 121 amino acids. Gene Ontology annotation, cellular component: RNA polymerase I complex. Gene Ontology annotation, molecular function: DNA-directed RNA polymerase activity; zinc ion binding; nucleic acid binding. The record is from RefSeq and is a predicted model, not a curated record. Lineage: Eukaryota; Fungi; Ascomycota; Sordariomycetes; Diaporthales; Diaporthaceae.
AUGUCUGCAAUCGGGUCCCUUGUCUUUUGCACUGAUUGCGGAAACCUUUUGCCAGCUUCCAAGGGCAGCUCAAAGAAUAUUCUGCAGUGCGAAUGCUGUGGUGCUGAAAACCGAGACACUGCUUCAAAUACUAUUGUGACACAUUCUAAGCCUUCUGAUUUUCCCUCAUUCCUGCGCCAGAAAUUGUCUACCACCCAGACAAUAAAGCGUCAUGAGGUGAAUACGGAGGCAACGACGACUCAGACGUGUCCCAAGUGUGCAAGGACUGAGGUCAGGUUCUCGGCUGUUCAGCUUCGCAGUGCGGACGAAGGAUCAACUAUCUUCUAUACGUGCGACUGUGGCUACAAGUGGAGCGAGAACAACUGA